Molecule: messenger RNA, 2268 nt
Organism: Vicia faba (fava bean)
Lineage: Eukaryota; Viridiplantae; Streptophyta; Magnoliopsida; Fabales; Fabaceae
Source: the annotation of a GenBank genome assembly
AUGUCGUUGAGUGAACGGAAAACUAUCGACCUAGAACAAGGAUGGGAUUUUAUGCAUAGGGGUAUCAUGAAGCUUAAGAAUAUUCUUGAAGGUUUGCCUGAACCUCAGUUCAGCCCCGAGGAUUACAUGAUGCUCUAUACGACCAUCUAUAACAUGUGCACUCAGAAGCCUCCUCAUGAUUAUUCUCAACAUCUGUAUGAUAAGUAUAAGGAGGCGUUUGAAGAGUACAUCGUGUCGACUGUGUUACCUUCUUUGAGAGAAAAACAUGAUGAGUUUAUGUUACGAGAACUUGUAAAGAGAUGGGCAAACCAUAAAAUUAUGGUGAGGUGGCUUUCUCGCUUCUUUCACUAUUUGGACCGCUACUUUAUUGCCCGGAGGUCACUUCCACCACUAAAUGAAGUUGGGUUGGCUUGCUUCCGUGAUUUGGUUUACAAGGAACUACAUGGGAAAAUGAGAGAUGCAAUUAUUUCACUUAUUGAUCAAGAACGUGAGGGAGAGCAAAUUGAUCGAGCUCUAUUAAAGAAUGUAUUAGAUAUAUUUGUUGAAAUUGGAAUGGGGAAAAUGGACCAGUAUGAAACUGAUUUUGAAGCUGACAUGCUGAAAGACACUUCUGCUUAUUAUUCUCGAAAGGCUUCAAAUUGGAUCCUAGAAGAUUCUUGUCCUGAUUAUAUGCUCAAGUUAUGGUUUCUCAUUUGUGCUUACUGUAAUUUGGCUGAGGAGUGCUUAAGACGAGAGAAAGAUAGGGUUGCUCAUUACUUGCACUCUAGCAGUGAGCCAAAAUUAUUGGAGAAAGUUCAAAAUGAGCUGUUGUCUGUGUAUGCAAGUCAGCUCCUUGAGAAAGAACACUCUGGAUGUCAUGCUCUACUUAGAGAUGAUAAGUGUGAAGACUUGUCAAGGAUGUUCAGGCUAUUUUCUAAAAUACCCCGUGGCUUGGAUCCUGUAUCUAGCAUAUUUAAGCAGCAUGUUACCACCGAAGGCAUGGCAUUGGUGAAGCACGCCGAAGAUGCAGCUAGUAACAAAAAGGCAGAUAAAAAGGAUAUUGUUAGUACGCAGGACCAGGUUUUUGUUCGGAAGGUGAUUGAGUUGCAUGACAAGUACCUGGCAUAUGUGAACUCAUGUUUCCAGAAUCACACUCUUUUCCACAAGGCUCUUAAAGAGGCUUUUGAGGUCUUUUGCAACAAAGGUGUUGCUGGAAACUCUAGUGCAGAACUUCUUGCCACUUUUUGUGAUAACAUUCUCAAGAAAGGAGGAAGUGAAAAAUUGAGUGAUGAAGCAAUUGAAGAAACUCUUGAAAAGGUGGUAAAGCUGCUCGCCUAUAUUAGUGACAAAGACUUGUUUGCUGAGUUCUACAGGAAAAAGCUUGCUCGAAGGCUUCUUUUUGACAAGAGUGCCAAUGAUGAUCAUGAGAGAAGUAUUUUGACCAAAUUGAAGCAACAGUGUGGAGGACAGUUUACCUCGAAGAUGGAAGGAAUGGUUACAGAUUUGACGCUGGCAAAGGAGAAUCAAACUAGCUUUGAGGAGUAUUUAAACAAUAAUCCUAAUGCAGACCCUGGAAUAGACUUGACAGUUACAGUUCUAACUACUGGCUUCUGGCCUAGUUAUAAAUCUUUUGAUCUCAAUCUUCCUGCAGAAAUGGUUAAGUGUGUUGAAGUUUUCAAAGAAUUUUAUCAAACUAAAACAAAGCACAGAAAACUUACAUGGAUUUACUCCUUGGGCACCUGCAACAUAAGUGGGAAAUUUGACCCAAAAACUGUGGAGCUUGUUGUCACAACCUACCAGGCUUCAGCAUUGCUGCUAUUUAAUUCCUCUGAUAGACUGAGUUAUUCUGAGAUAAUGACUCAAUUAAACUUAUUGGAUGAAGAUGUCAUUAGGCUGCUCCACUCCUUAUCAUGUGCAAAGUAUAAGAUUCUUCUCAAGGAACCCAACACAAAAACAAUUUCACCCACUGAUUAUUUUGAAUUUAAUUCAAAGUUCACUGACAAAAUGAGGAGGAUCAAGAUUCCUCUACCUCCUGUGGAUGAGAAGAAAAAAGUAAUUGAGGAUGUUGAUAAAGACCGAAGAUAUGCCAUUGAUGCUUCAAUUGUGCGUAUUAUGAAGAGUCGGAAAGUUUUGGGAUACCAAAAUUUAGUUAUGGAGUGCGUUGAGCAGUUGGGUCGCAUGUUUAAGCCUGAUGUCAAGGCAAUUAAAAAGAGGAUUGAAGAUUUGAUUUCUCGGGACUACUUGGAAAGAGACAAAGAAAAUCCAAAUAUGUUCAAGUACUUAGCCUGA